This is a messenger RNA of Pungitius pungitius (ninespine stickleback), 3083 nucleotides long. Its product is annotated as RING finger protein 145. The transcript has 11 exons. The coding region runs from base 399 to 2504 and encodes 701 amino acids. The record is from RefSeq and is a predicted model, not a curated record. Lineage: Eukaryota; Metazoa; Chordata; Actinopteri; Perciformes; Gasterosteidae. Gene Ontology annotation, cellular component: endomembrane system; endoplasmic reticulum. Gene Ontology annotation, molecular function: zinc ion binding.
GCUGAAAAUGGCCACGCAAGCGAGUGGAAUCAUAACAUUGCAUUUGAAGUCUCUGUCUUCGUCCUCCUGUCGUUCACUUCCAAGUGUUUAAACCGACCGUCUCCACUGACCAUGUUUCCAACUGUCAUCAAAGCGCAGCAUUAUUCCCGGAAACGUGAAAAAUGGUGUUGUAUUGAACAGAAAAGUGUUGCUGAUCGACGUGAAAGCUAACCGAGAGCAACAGGAAGAAGCUAACAAACGGCUGUGCGUCUGUGGAAAAUGACAAGAAGACGAGCAAAAGCAGCGAGACGGUUUGCAAACACCAUGUGACACACACACACGCACAGACGGACACACACACACACAGGCACAGACGGACACACACACCCGAGCAACACCCCCAGGGGUGGGUGCCCAAGAUGCCUCGUCUGGACCAGUUGGCCAACGUGGUCCUCCGGGUGCCGAGCAUCCUGCUCCUGGACCUGCUGUACAAAUGCGACGUGGAAGGCUUAACGGAGCACCUCAAGGCCAAAAACCAAGAGCUGCUCUUCAAGUACAAAUACGUCAUCUGGAACAUGUACUACUUUGGUCAUCUGCUAAACGCGGUGGUGUUGGUUUUGCCGUUGAGACACAUUGUGACGCUCUACCUCCACGUCCUCGCUGCUCUUCUGCUUUACAUGGGGCAUCAGAUUUCCAAGGACUACGUUCACGAGGAGCUGCAGUACGGUCACGAAGGAGCAGUGUACCUCGAUUCUGUGGCCUUCAACAGAUUUGUCUCUGCAAUGACGAGUCAGAUCAUUCUCAGCACGCUGUGUGCCUUCCUGAUGAAGACCAGGAAGGUGUGGCUGCUCUCUGCUCACGUGCUCCCCCUGCUGGCCAGACUCUGCGCCGCGCGCCACGCCACGCUGCUGGCCGUGAACACGUUCUCCGCCGGCCUGACCGCAGCAGGGAUCGCCCUGUUCCUCCUCUCGCAUCUCUUCGUGCCGUAUCGGCUGGCGAAGGCCGCUUACUCGGAGCUGCUGCAGCUGGAGGUGAUCGAGUUGUACAGACUUCUGGCCGUGGGAAUCUCGCUGUGGAACCAGUUUGCCGUCCCGGUGCUCUUCAGCGUCUUCUGGUGUGUUCUGUUCGUCGUCCAGCUCUGCUCAGACGCCAUGUCAGGAAAAACCUCUGCGGGCCAUCAGGGCGUCAUGUUGUUCCUGCUCACGAGUGUCUCCGAAUGUUGUGCCACUCCCUACUCCCUUCUGGGUUUGACCUUUGUGGUGUCCUAUCUCGCUCUUGGGCUGCUCAACCUCUGCAAGUUUUUCCUGGGAGGUUAUGCAGCGGUUCAGAGCGAGAACGUAAUGCACAGAGGCGUGACCGAGGGCGUCACCCUGCUGCUGCUCGCUCUCCAGACGGGGCUGCUGGACAUGCAGGCGCUGCAGCGCACCUUCCUCCUCAGCAUCAUCCUCUUCAUCGUGGGGACUUCAACUCUGCAGUCCAUGAUUGAAAUAACCGACCCGGUUAUUCUGGCCCUGGGCGCAUCGCGCAACAGGAGCGUGUGGAAACACUUCCGUGGCCUCAGCAUGUGCGUCUUCCUCCUGGUUUUUCCUGUGGUUAUGGCUUAUAAAAUCUCCCAGUUUUUCCACAUGGACUUCUGGCUCCUCAUACUGGUGUCCAGCUGCAUGCUGACGUCCCUUCAGGUUACGGGCACGAUGCUGAUCUACUGCCUCUUCAUGGUGGAGCUGUUCCGCAGCGACCCCAUCGAGAGCCUGGACGAAGUCAUCUACUGGGUCAACGCCGUCAGCAGGGUGCUGGAGUUCGUGGUGGCGCUCUGCGUGGUGGCGUACGGCACCUGGGAGUCUCUGUUCGGCGAGUGGAGCUGGAUGGGCGCCUCCGUCAUCAUCAUCCACUCGUACUUCAACGUUUGGCUCCGAGCCCAGUCGGGCUGGAGGAGCUUCCUGCUCAGACAGAAAGCGGCGAAGAAGAUCAGCUCGCUCCCCAGAGCCUCGGCCCGACAGCUGCAGCGGCACAACGACGUCUGCUCCAUCUGCUUCCAGGAAAUGACCGCCGCUGUGAUCACGUACUGCGGACAUUUCUUCCAUGGCAACUGCCUCCGCAAGUGGCUGUACGUGCAGGAGACCUGCCCCAUGUGCCACCAAACGGUCCGGCCCACGGCAACGGGUCAGGGCCCGGCUUCGGGCGACGCCCCGGCAGCUCAAACUCAGAGGGACGCCGGGACGCAUCAAGAGGCGGCUGAGGGUCGGGACAGCGGCGCGUCCCAGGAGACGCCCGAUGCCACCCAGCAGCAGGAGGAGACUACGAGCAGCGAAGAUCAGGACCAACCAGCUGACACUCUGAGCGAAGCCGGUCCAGGUCUUCGAUUGAGCUCCAGUGGAGACUUUGUGGGUCCAGUGUCGAGCUGCUCCUCGGGGGACAUUUCUAGUUCCCGUGUGCCGCCGGGUGAAGCCUCUGGUAACAUGCGCAGCGAGGGCGGUGGGCGGGACUCACCGCCCUCCUGGACAUGCGGGCCAACUGCGGACACAUGACGGACCGAUCUGACUCCAAUGGAGCGGAACUCGAAGUAGGCAGAACACGACCGCUGUGACAGCCCAUCUACAUCAUGGGAGAUCACAGACUAGUGAGUCAUGUAGAAUGAGCUUGUGGAUUGAUGAACUUUAGUUAGAACUCUUCGACUCACUCACUUGGACCUGGAGCUGAUGAGACCCACCUUCUCCUUCUCAGUGACUGCCUGCACCGGGGCCUUGGAAAGGGUGUGAAGGGGGGAUCCUCCAUGGCAGGGAAUCACAACACAUUUGUCCUUCUCUCUGUGAACCAAUGAAGGGAUGAACGUACCUCAUUUCAGCUAAUAAUAUGCAUCUAGGUUGAAAAUGCAGAGUAAAUGAUUCUUUUAUUGUCUGGCUUUGGAGAAGAAAAGAUAAAUAUAUCAUUUUAUAGAAAUUAUGUGAAACAAUAAGCAACUGUCAUGCAUUAAUAUUUAUCAAUCUAGCAGAUUACCAGUCAAGAAAUAUUAAAUCUUUUCAGACUUUCCUGUUGUACUCCUGUAUUGGAUUUUUGUGAAAGCAUUGUGGCAUAAUUUGUCUUUAUAAAUCAUAAUCUGCCCUUUU